AUGCCGUCAUUCUGUUCUAAGCCUUAUAAUCGCUUAAGAGCGUACACUUUAGAUAACUUCAGUCGUUAUUUAUAUUUCAGUCAGUCCUCUGAAAAGUAUCACUGUAACCAGUUUAAAACAUCAACAUGUUGCGUUGUUUAUUUUUAGUUUGUUUUCUAUCAUCCGCUAUAGGGAUUGUAAUCCGCGAUGGUAGCUGUGAUUGGGAAAAUAUUGCAUCUGUCAAAUCUUUAAACAUCACAGAGUUACUAGGAGAAUGGCAUCAAAUACAACACAUAGAGAAUCCGUUGGACACAGGAGAAUGUUCUACUUUGACGUUAGCUGUUGAAAAUGACAAUACUACGUCAUACGUGACCCUUGCACACCGAGAGGUGCAUGGCACUCACGUACACGACACCAGAGGUCUUAUUUUAAUAGUCAAUGAAACAUUAGGAUUGUUUAACAUGGCUUAUCAAAAUUAUACCUUCGAUACAGUCGUGUUGGGCGUUAAUCCUGCAAAGCAUGUGGUGCUUUACUCAUGUGCAGGAAUCAACGCAACUCAAUCUGCUGUUGUGGCUUGGGUUUAUAGUAGAAGUACAUCUCUGGAGCAAGCUGAUAAAACAACUGUCGACGCCUUGAUAAAAACAAACGAAGAUCUUCAAAACGCAACAUGGAUUGAAAUUAAACACACCAAAGAAGCUUGUAAUAUAAAUGGAAGUUUCACCUUCGGAAUAUCACCAAUACUUACACUCCUUGUUUUAUUCAUUGUUGGAAAGAACGGAAUUAUUUGUAACUAAAUUAUUGAAUAAACUUUACAACUCUGAUAAACAUAGCUUUAAAUUGAAACGUUUUCAUUUUGUGUUAAAGACAUAAACGUUGACAGACUCGUAAACCAUUAA
Molecule: messenger RNA, 875 nt
Organism: Papilio polytes (common Mormon)
Lineage: Eukaryota; Metazoa; Arthropoda; Insecta; Lepidoptera; Papilionidae
Exons: 4
Coding region: 126-773 (215 amino acids)
Source: RefSeq, a predicted model, not a curated record